GAGCUGAAAUUUGUCCCCUCCCUGUAGGGGAAUGAAUGAAGUAUAAGAACCAAUACCGUAGCUUAGUGUCAAGCUCCAAGUGGUCAACAAUGGUGAGGAAGAGAUGCAAAACACUCACCUUGUUUUUCAUCAUCUUUCUCUCUCUCAUAGCCUUCGGUAUCUUUGUCCCUGUCUUCGCUCUUCUACCUUCUCUGUCUUCCCACUCUCUCCAUCACCAUCAACAGCAGCUCCUUCCUGCCACCAAAAAAAAUCACGGUUAUGCUCGAAAGUUUGAAAUUUCAGACGAUAAGUUCUGGAAAGAUGGUCAGCCUUUCCAGAUCAUUGGGGGUGACUUGCAUUAUUUCCGGGUUCUUCCUGAGUACUGGGAAGAUAGGCUGUUGAGAGCAAAGGCAUUGGGAUUAAAUACCAUUCAAACUUAUGUUCCCUGGAACCUACAUGAACCAAGAGCUGGUACUUUGGAUUUUGAGGGUAUUGCAGAUUUAGUAUCAUUUCUCAAACUCUCCCAGAGGCUUGGUAUUCUGGUUAUGCUUCGAGCUGGACCAUAUAUAUGUGCAGAGUGGGAUUUGGGGGGUUUCCCUCCUUGGUUGCUUGCCAUCAAUCCAGCUCCCAGACUAAGAUCAUCAGAUCCUGCUUUCCUUCAAUUGGUUGAAAGAUGGUGGGGAAGCCUACUUCCGAAGGUAGCCCCCCUUCUUUAUGGCAGUGGAGGUCCUAUUAUAAUGGUUCAGAUUGAAAAUGAAUUUGGUUCAUAUGGGGACGACAAAGCUUAUCUUCAUCACCUGGUCUCAUUGGCUAGAAAGCACCUUGGGGAUGAUGUUAUUUUGUAUACUACAGAUGGAGGUUCUAGGGAAACACUUGAAAAAGGCACAAUUCAUGGAGAUGCUGUAUUUUCAGCUGUUGACUUCACUACUGGUGACAACCCUUGGCCUAUAUUUGAGUUGCAAAAGGAGUUCAAUGCCCCAGGGAAAUCACCACCACUUUCUUCAGAGUUUUACACAGGUUGGCUUACACACUGGGGGGAGAAGAAUGCGCAGACUAGUGCGGAUUUUACGGCAGCUGCCUUGAAAAAUAUUUUGGAAAGAAAUGGUUCUGCAGUACUUUAUAUGGCACAUGGGGGAACAAACUUUGGAUUUUAUAAUGGAGCAAAUACUGGUUCGGAUGAGUCCGAUUACAAGCCUGACCUCACUUCCUAUGAUUAUGAUGCACCGAUUAGGGAAUCUGGGGAUGUAAACAACGCAAAAUUCAAAGCACUUAGGAGGGUUGUAGAGCAAUACAGUUCAGUAUCUCUCCCUGCAGUUCCAUCGGAUAAUGAGAAGAAGGCAUACGGAUCUAUUAAUGUAACUAAAACAGGGAAUUUGUUUGAAUUGAUACGUUAUUUUGACGUGGUUGAAUCUGACAACCCAAUAUCAAUGGAGUCAAUGGGCCAGAUGUUUGGAUUUCUGUUAUACGUAACCGAGUAUACUGCAAAAGACAAUGGUGGUGAAAGCAUUGUAUCUAUACCAAAGGUGCAUGACAGAGCUCAAGUUUUUAUAUCGUGCCCUUCCGAAGAUGGUCAUGAAAAGCCAACAUAUGUUGGCACGCUUGAAAGAUGGUCAAAUCAACCUCUAACCCUUCCUAAUACUAAAUGUCUCUCCAACAUCAGCUUACUUGUGUUGGUUGAAAAUAUGGGUCGUCUUAACUAUGGACCAUAUAUCUUUGACAGGAAGGGUAUUCUAUCUCCUGUUUAUCUAGAUGGGAGAAUUCUCCGUAAAUGGAAAAUGUAUUUGGUGCCCAUAAUCAACCUGAACGAAUCCCCCAAAAUCAAUCCCAAUCCCAUAAUUCAGGCUGCAAAUUCUGGAUUCAUUACUAUGUCAGCCCACAAAAGGUUAAAACAGAAGUCUGGGAAUGCUUCGAAAGAACCGGCAUUCUAUGCUGGAUAUUUUUAUAUUAGCAAAGAAGACAUAAUCAAAGAUACAUUCAUAUCAUUGAGCGGGUGGGGUAAAGGAAUUGUAACUAUUAACAAUUUCAAUAUAGGAAGAUUUUGGCCGUUAAAGGGACCACAAUGCAACCUCUACGUUCCAGCUCCCAUCCUUCAGAAUGGGAAGAAUGUUGUGGUCAUAUUUGAGUUAGAAUCUCCAAACCCGGAGCUUGUGGUACAGUUAGUUGAUCAGCCAGACUUUACUUGUGGUCCAAGGAAAUCGAAUGUGCAUCAACUUUAGCGGUACUAUGUUAAUACAAGAUGAUCUAGGUCUUGCUUAAAAACAUUGAAAGGGGACUUGGACUCUUGGACUGUUGAUCUCCACUUUGAAACGCCGGUCCUUCUGAGAAUUCUUCCAUCGUGUUUGUUUAUAACAGUUAACAGAUACAAAGUCUACAAGGUUUCAUGUUCAAUAGGCAAGACAAGAAAAGAAAGCUGUACAGACUCUAUUAUAUUCAUUUGUGAAAUUCUCCAUCUCCUUGUAUUCUGCAUAUUUAUCUACUAAGUAAGAAAGUUGCAUGACAAA
This is a messenger RNA of Prunus mume (Japanese apricot), 2480 nucleotides long. RefSeq names its product beta-galactosidase 17 (gene BGAL17). Gene Ontology annotation, biological process: carbohydrate metabolic process. NCBI's taxonomy places the organism in Eukaryota, Viridiplantae, Streptophyta, Magnoliopsida, Rosales, Rosaceae. Gene Ontology annotation, molecular function: beta-galactosidase activity. The record is from RefSeq and is a predicted model, not a curated record.